Messenger RNA from Aspergillus campestris IBT 28561, 921 nucleotides. Its product is annotated as SAM-dependent methyltransferase. The record is from RefSeq and is a predicted model, not a curated record. The transcript has 2 exons. Bases 1 to 921 code for a protein of 306 amino acids. NCBI's taxonomy places the organism in Eukaryota, Fungi, Ascomycota, Eurotiomycetes, Eurotiales, Aspergillaceae.
AUGGUUCAACGCCGUAAGGAGAUGAACAGUCGGUAUCAAAUCGGCGGGGCCAACGCCGACCUGGCCUAUGGACUUGAGAACCUUUGGUUCAACGCGGACUUGGAGCCCCAAUCCUUGUGGGUUAAUCUGGGGUUCUGGAAGACCGCAACCCAUCCCUCCGAGGCUUGCGCAGACUUGUUCAGAGAGCUCCUAGCCACGGCUGGGAUUUCAGCUCAACAGCAGUUUUCGAUGCUGGAGGUCGGGUGCGGGUGCGCUGAGACCGCCCGUCUGCUGCUGAAGGAGUACCAGGACAAAUGUACCCACUGGGUUGGCCUCACGCUCAGCUCUCUCCAAGUGAAGAUGGCAGAAGACCGCUUGAGAGAAGACACGGUCUUGUCCCACGGGAAAACCAAGACCAAAUGCCAGAUCUUCCAGGCCGAUGCCGCGCAGCCAAAUACAUGGAACGCCGAAAUCAACGACGCAGUCCGCUCGCUGCCCAACCCAUGGCUGGUGUCCCUGGAUGCGCUGUGUGAUUUCCGACCCUCAAGGAAGCCUAUUCUCACCUUUGCUCGUCAAGAGCUAGGAGUCUCGGUUGCGGUCACGGAACACCUCAAAAAAGAGAAUAUGUCGACGCUUGACACCCUCAAGACGUGGGCUUCCUUCCGUCUACUCGACACGUCCUGGGACCGCGUGCUGACCAGACAGCAAUACAUUGAUACGCUUGUGGAGUGUGGAUAUAAGCGGGAGAAUAUCUCCAUCGUCUCUUAUUCGGAGCAUGCGUAUGCCCAGUACAGCCGCUUUGUCAGUCAGCAGGGACGCAAGUGGCAGGAAAUGGGGGGCAGCAAGUGGGAUUAUAUGGACUUCUCGAUAGCAGGAUUUGUUACCAACUGGUGGGCACGCAGUGGGCUCGUAGAGGCAUGUAUUAUUGUCGCGCGGGCUUAA